AUGGAGAUGCCCAGCGACCUUUCAUCCCUUAUGAUCGCAUCUUACUUGGGCCUUACUGCGGUAGUAAGGUAUCUCUUGCGCGUAGAUGAUACCGGUAUCAAUUGUAGGGAUGCUGCAUAUGGUCGAUCAGCACUCUCUUGGGCUGCGGGCAAGGGCUUCUCGACAACCACGAAAGCGUUGAUAGAUGGUCGGUCUGGUCUGCGGGGCAAGAUGCCAGGUACAAUCCGUCGCCUGUUUAACUGGACAGCUGAUGUCAACUCCAAGGGUGGAAACGGCCAAACCCCACUGUCAUACGCAGCCAUGGAGGGUCAUGAAGACGUCGUUAAGCUUCUGAUCGCCAUGGCUAAGGGGCGCGAAGCCGUCGUCAAGCUCCUUAUUGCUAAAACCGAGGUUGAUGUCGAAUCCAAGGAUAGUGAAGGCCAGACACCGCUCUCGUUUGCAGCUCACUAUGGGCAUGAAGCUAUCAUCAAACUCCUUAUCGCUACGUCCAAGGUCGAUGUCAACUCUAGGGAUGUAGAGCACCAACUAGGCAUAUCCACCCAGGUAGAUGUCGACGCUAAGGAUGCAAGUGGCCAGACACCGCUAUCAAAUGCAGCUAAGAUGGGGCACGAAGCUAUCGUUAAGAUCCUUAUCGCGACGGGCAGGGGGGUAGUUAGGCUCCUUAUCGCUAUGGCCAAAGUCGAUAUCGAGUCCAAGGACAUAUACGGCCGAACACCGCUGUCAUAUGCAGCUAGGAGUAGGCAUGGAGCUACCGUUAAGCUCCUUCUGGCGACGGCCAGAGUUGACGUCAACUCUAAAGAUGAUACCGGCAAGUCACCGCUAUGUUGGGCAGCUUUAGAUGGGCGUGAAUCAACACUUAAGUUACUUAUCGCUACGGCGAAUGUCGAUGUUGACUCCAAGGAUGCAAUCGGCCGGACACCGCUAUCAUACGCAGCUGGGAAUGGGUAUGAAGCUCUCGUUAAGCUCCUUAUGGCAACGGCCAAAGUUGACAUCAACUCUAAGGAUGAUACCGGCAAGACACCGCUAUGUUGGGGAGCUAUAGAUGGGCGUGAAGCAGAACUUAGGUUACUUAUCGCUACGGCGAAGGUCGACAUUGACUCCAGGGAUGAAGAAGGCAAGACACCGCUAUCAUAUGCAACUAGUUAUGGACAUCAAGCUGUCACUAAGCUCCUGAUAGAGACAGCUAAGGUCGACAUAAACUCUAAGGAUAAUGAAGGCCGGACACCAUUAUCGUAUGCAGCUGGGAAUGGGAAAGAAGCUACUGUCAGGCUCCUCCUCUCUAUGGACAAGGUCGAUGUUGAUUCCAAGGAUGUGGGCGGCCGGACGCCAUUAUCGUAUGCAGCUGAGAGGAGGAGUGAAGCCAUCGUUCAGCUUCUGAUCGCUACGGCCAAGGUCGAUUUUGACUCCAAGGAUGCAAACGGCCGGACACCGCUAUCAUAUGCAGCUGGGAAUGGGUAUGAAGCUAUCGUUAAGCUCCUUAUGGCAACGGCCAAAGUUGACAUCAACUCUAAGGAUAAUGAUGGCCGGACACCAUUAUCGUAUGCAGCUGGGAGGAGGGGUGAGGCCAUCGUUCAGCUCCUGAUCGCUACGGCUAAGGUCGAUGUCAAGUCUAAGGAUGUGAGCGGCCUGACACAGCUAUCAUAUGCAGAUAUGAAUGGGAGUAAGCUAGCCAGCGAUAUGGCUAGGAAUAAAGCUAUUGUUAGGUUACUUCAACAGAAGAGGUAG
This is a messenger RNA of Parascedosporium putredinis, 1725 nucleotides long. The record is from the annotation of a GenBank genome assembly. Lineage: Eukaryota; Fungi; Ascomycota; Sordariomycetes; Microascales; Microascaceae.